GGCUGCAACCUUUGGAUUGAGAAACGGCCUGAGAGACGGAAGUGGGAAGGCUAGACUCAACAUUAUCAUAACUGUAACAUGUAUAUUAAAUUAGUCUUGUAUUGAUUAUCGGUCUCGUACUAGGUUUACCUUGAUAGUGAUCAAUUAGCAUACUCGUGUUUAUCUGAUCAUGUAUUUUUAAUUGUUAUUGUGCAAGUCUUCAUUACGAUAUUUUCACUUCCCAUUUAACUUGGACCGUGUUACCGUUAGAGGAAUGUAUUUGUGAUUUCCAGCAAGGGGAGAUACGCAUUUCCUCAGAAACAUUAAAUGCUGAAAGAUAUGGAUUCAAAAUAAUCGAAAUGAUCUGCCGCAUAUACGCAGUGGCGCAUUUCAUAUUGAUGAUCAAUGUCGCCGGGACGCUGGACGUACAGCCGCCACGGGAUGUCAAGAUAACGUUAGUAGGAUCACGACUACAAUGGAAGUCUUCCGACGACAAAAGUGUCUUGUAUUAUGUACAGUAUAAAAACAACUCCGAUCCAGCAGAUGAAUGGCACAAUGUUUCAAGCUAUAAUGGAACAUCAUUAAGAACAUUUGAAAUUACUAAUGAAUUUUAUGGAGGAAUAUUUCGAGUGCGUGCAGAGAAAGACAGCCACACAUCAGAAUGGCAGAUUUCUAAACCGGUCCUGUGUAUGAAUCUUAAUAUCUGCAUUCCUUUGAUGACUGUGAAUGUAAAACCAGGAAUUAUUGUCGUACAUAUGUCACAUAUGGACCAGAGCUUGAAGAAAGAAUAUGGAGAUCAUAUUGCCUUUAAUGUAUCACACUGGAAAAUUAAUGGACGGCACUCAGAGGUGGAGUUUAUAGUUACACUUGACAAGACUCUGAGCUUUCGUAAUCUGGAAUCAGGGCAGAAGUACUGUUUUCAGGUCCAGUAUUCAUUGUAUAAUAAGCCCUAUGGAAAUACCAGCGAACAGCAAUGUGUAAACAUACCAGAAAGCCCAGAGGAGGCAGAGAAGCGCGUUGUGCUCACAACCAUCAUAACUACAGUAUUAGUUUUGACCAUUUGUGGUUGUUGCAUUUUUGCACUUUUCAAGAACCACAAAAAGUUUAAACAGAUUCUUAAACCCCCUGUGAAUAUUCCCUUACACUUUCGAGAGUUCUUGAAUCAGGAGUUUCCUCAGCGGCCGUUUCCAAGUCCCAGCACUGAAAGUUUACCGUCAUGUGAUGUAAUCACAUUAAUAGAGAAUGGCAAUAUAGAGGAGAUUGGACAAGAGAUAAGAUCUUAAUUCUGUUUUUUACAUUAAGAUUAUGAUCGUUUUCAUAUGCACAUUCUUACACAUCACAGAUUCAACUCUGCCCUUGAUAGGUGGUUUUUUUAAUGCUGGUCAUGAAUCUCAAAAGAUUUAGCUUGCUUUUUUGAGCAUUGGGUUCACAUUUCUUUAAUUAGAUUUAACUUUUGGUUUGCAAUGUUCAGUGUUUAAGGUUAUAGUAUUGUAACACUAAAUACAAAAAUCAGCAUUUAGUAUGCUUAAUGAUAAGUAUGUCUGUAACCUCAGUAUGCACAAAAAAAAAACAGUAAGUGAAACAUUCGGAUGGUCUACUUCCUCUGUCGAGAUUUCUCAGUCAGUGCGCUCCAAAUGGGAUUAAUCCACCUGCAAAGGGCACUUUGGAUUGAGAACAGUCAGUCGCUCCAAACUAAUGUGCUUAGGACUGGUCACUUUAAAGAGCUCUAUAAAGGACAGACACUUAGCUCCCAUGAUUGUUUGCACAGGUUCUGUGUGAGGACGCUGCUUCUUACAUCUUUUAUCUUUUUAAAGCUCUCAUUUUAGGGGGUAAACCCUUAUGGCAAAGAAGGGAAAGCAGGGAUAAUGCAUAGGAUGCACACUUAGGCAGAUUCUUUCAGGUGUAAGGGAUAUAGGUACCAAGGAAUGUAUUAUUUGUAGUUAAAUUGUACUUGUUUAACAACACUUGAGUAGAAUAUUUUCUUAGCUGUUGUUAGUAGCAUAGUAGUUGGUUAGGGGUUAGCUCAAGUAAAUUCUUGCAAAAUGCAAGAUAACAAAACCAAGAUAGCAAAAUGUUUGUUUUUGUUUGGCACUAAAAGCUGAUUUGUAUAAGCAAUUGCAUUUUCUUUUAAAUUCAUAUACAGUUGAUGUUAUAUUUGCUGAUAACACCUCUUCUGAUAAUGUCCUUAACUUUAUAUUUUUUAAUCUUUUAACGGUUUUAUAGUAACUUUUGGUUGCAAUCAUUUCAAAAUCUUUUGGAGCAUUUCUUUAAUUCUGUUCCAGCAGACAAGUUUGAUGUACAUACUGAUGAACACUCUAAAAACAAACGGUGCUAUAUAGCACCAAAAGUGGUUCUUUGCUCGUAAUCAUAGAAGAACCGUUUUUAGUGCCAUAUAGCACCGGUGAAGCACCUGUGUAGAACCAUAUAGUGCUAUGUAGAACCAAAUGUGGUGCUAUAGUGGUGCUAUAUGGCACCUAUAUGGUUCUACACAGGUGCUUCACCGGUGCUAUAUGGCACUAAAAACAGUUCUUCUAUGGUUACGAUUCAAAUCAACAGUUUUGGUGCUAUAUAGCACCGUUUGUUUUUUUUAGAGUGAAUCCCACAAUUAGGUGGUGUUGCUUUUUAAAAGCAUGAGUUGUAUAUAGGUUUUUAUUUACAAAAAAAAUGCUAUAAUAUAUUUGUAGAUUUUAAGGAAACAUGCCAAGUUCACUUAGUAACUGUUUCUAUGUAAAACAAAGCUGUAGCCAUUUAUUCCCUUUUUGAAAUAAUGCGCCUUCCGUGUCGGAAUGUCUGUUUUUGUUUGCUUUGUGAUUCUGCCCACUGGCAAUUUACCCAAUAGUGUAUUUUGACAGCUCGGAUGCAAGUUAUCACGGUUGCCCAUAAAUAAUUUUUGUAAUUUGUAGACAACAAAAAACUUUGCAAAUAUAAAAACGAGCAGAUAAACUUUUGCUUUCCAUCGUCUGUUGGGCUUCUGUAUGUGUCUGGAAACCCGAGAAAGGGGCUGGGGAAAACGUCUCCAAUAUUUUGAAUUUAGACGGUAAUACCAAAUUUUACAGCUAGAGGUCAAUGUUACGCAGCUUCUUUAAAGGAACACGUUGACUUUUUGGGACUUAUAGCUUAUCCAUCGUAUCCCCCAGAGUUAGAUAAGUCCACCCUUUUCAUCUAAGUGCGUCUGACGCACCCACCGCUAGCCUAGCUUAGCACAAAGACUGGAAGUAAAUGGCUCCAGCUAGAAUACUGCUCUCAAUAAGUGACAAAAAUAAUGGCAACAGUUUCCUGUUUAUAUGUUGUGAUUUUUAUAAUGAUAGUGUGUACAAAUAACAAGGUCAUAUGAGCCAUCUUUUAACUGUAUGGGAAUUAUAUUCUCAGAAGUUGAAGCACUGCUUGACAUGUUUGUAAUAAUGCUUUUUUGUGAUAGUGGACAGAUACUGUUUUAUAGGCGAUACCAAAUAGUGAUUGUGAGAUCAAAUUUAUUUGUUUCAUUCACUUAAAAAUGACUGUGAUGUUAAAAUAUAUGCUGUUUGAUUGACUUUAAUAUUGUAUAAUUAGUGACGCAUUACUGCUGUGCCAAUAUGUGAAUGUUCUUUGUUUAGAUUUGAAAGUCUUUUGCAAUAAAGGUCAUUAGUAUUAGACAUAAUACUAUAUAAAUGUAAACCCUGUCCGGGAAACCGCCCCAUAGUAUUAUUCUUUUGUUUUGAUUAAUAGAGAUUUGCAAGUGUGACUUGCAAGAUAAUUAAAAAUAUUUUUUUCUUUGAAAUUUUAAUCAAAACAGAAGACAAACUGAAUUUGUCGUCAACUACAAGAACGUGCAACUAUUCUGAGAAAGUAGCAGCCUAUGUGCUAUUCUGCUGUUUGAAUUUUUCACAGUACAUAAUCAUACGUUGAUAAUGAAAAUUUAAUCUGACCAUCAGCUUCAAAGACAAUGUCCAAUUUAGACUGGACUGAUCCUCUUCACCCUGGAUUUCUCCACAUAACAUUUUAUCGCCGCAUGAGGGGGAACCAAAGAAUGUGCCAAGAGCAUACAAUGUAUUAGAUGUCUUUCAAGGUGAAAGGGUGCAGACUUUAUUCCCCUUUGCUCUUCCUCUAGAAGUCUUUGUUUCCAUACCUGUAUUUAAAGAAUGUUAUUAAAAAGCCUCCAUGCAGACCCACAGAAAGGAUAAAGUGAGGUUUGAUUAUUUUGUGACAGAGAGAUGUUUGUACAGCUGAUGUUUGGCUUGUAUUUCUGUCCUGGAAGACAUUCUGCAUAAUCUUCCUGUGGUUGGCUGUUUGUAAAACAAAUAAAUACUUAAGGUCAUA
Molecule: messenger RNA, 4275 nt
Organism: Misgurnus anguillicaudatus (oriental weatherfish)
Lineage: Eukaryota; Metazoa; Chordata; Actinopteri; Cypriniformes; Cobitidae
Gene: ifngr2
Product: interferon gamma receptor 2
Biological process (GO): cytokine-mediated signaling pathway
Cellular component (GO): plasma membrane
Molecular function (GO): protein binding; cytokine receptor activity
Source: RefSeq, a predicted model, not a curated record